GACAACAACCUGGUUCCCUCCAGCACGACAUACAUCCUCGCCUCUCAUCUCUGAUACCUAUGGUUCCGCCUAUGACUUUCUUCGCUAUUCCUUCGCUCGAGCAGGUGUGAUACUCAUGAUUGAAUGCUCCCCUUAAAAGUCCUACAUCCCUACGAACAUCGUAGUCUUAUCGUUCAAGAGUGGCUGUGACAGCACUCUCGACUCGAAUCGCGUUAUCAGAAAUCACCAUGGUCGGAACAGCGCGCUCUCCCUCGCAAUCUCUAGUCCCUCCACAUGAAUUUGAAGAUCCAUUCUCGCGAAUAUCAAACGACCAAGUGCACAGCCCUGUGAGUGUAGUGAGCAACUGGGAAGAACGCAAAAUAUCGCCAUGGAAAAGCGCAAAAUGGAGACAUACAUUGGGCAUUGCAUGCCUGAUGACUACAGUCGUAUUAUGGACGACAAGCAAUUUCCUAGCAAGUACAAUCUUCGCCGACGACACCUAUUCAAAGCCCUACUUUGUGACCUACAUCAACACAUCUUUCUUCAUAUUUCCUAUAGUACCCAUGAUUAUCAAACAUUGGUGGAAAGAAAGGGGACAGAACAGUUCGUGGAGGGAUCUUCUCAAACGGAGAGUGGGAAAAUAUUCUCUGCUAACGCAAGAAGAGGAGGAAGAAGCAUUUCUGAAGCGCGGAGAGCGCCGAGAAAGUACAAGCGGAAGCUCUGCGACCACGCAGAUGCUGAUGUCUGAAGACAUUGCUAACAGCCAAGAACUUAGUAGUGCGAGCAACAAGAGUGAAGGUGCACAUAGUGGAGAUGACGUAUUCACUGUGUUUGAUACACUGAGGCUGAGCAUUGAGUUUUGUAUUCCUUGGUUUUUAGCGAAUUAUUUUACCGCAGCAUGUCUCGAGUACACCACUGUCGCUUCGUCCACCAUUGUAGCAUCUACAUCAUCUAUAUGGACACUCCUGAUUGGGUCUGCACUGGGCGUGGAACGAUUCACAGUGCGUAAAAUGCUGGGGGUCCUAGCAUCCCUCGCAGGAGUUGCUCUGAUAUCCUUGGUCGACAUGACUGGCGACAAUGAUGAGAAUCGAGGUGACUUCCCUCACAAGUCGCAUAGAGAGAUCAUCACGGGCGACAGCAUGGCCUUCAUAAGCGCCCUACUCUACGCUGGCUACACCAUCAUGAUGAAGAAACGGAUUGGAGACGAAAGUCGAGUCAACAUGAUGCUAUUCUUUGGAUUUAUAGGCAUUUUCAACGUCAUUGCCCUUUGGCCUGGCUUUGUCUUGUUGCACAUUACUGGGGUGGAGACAUUUGAGCUUCCACCUACACAAUGGGUGCUAACAAUAGUAAUGAUCAAUUCUGCGUCGUCCUUGGUCGCUGAUAUCACGUGGGCUUUUGCCAUGCUCUUGACUUCUCCACUUGUUGUCACAGUUGGCCUGUCGAUGACCAUCCCGCUCUCACUCGUCGGACAGAUGUGGCUUGACUCGCAGUACGCUGCACCACUGUAUUGGGUCGGAGCAUGUAUUGUCUUUUUUAGUUUCAUCUUCAUAAAUCGCGAGGAGAAUCGUGAAGAAGGUGUUUCAGGCCAAACCAUCAUAAUAGACGAGGCAUGA
This is a messenger RNA of Pseudovirgaria hyperparasitica, 1592 nucleotides long. RefSeq lists its product as uncharacterized. The transcript has 4 exons. Bases 228 to 1592 code for a protein of 454 amino acids. Gene Ontology annotation, cellular component: membrane. The record is from RefSeq and is a predicted model, not a curated record. Gene Ontology annotation, biological process: regulation of peptide transport. NCBI's taxonomy places the organism in Eukaryota, Fungi, Ascomycota, Dothideomycetes, Acrospermales, Acrospermaceae.